AUGGCUAGCUCCCGCUUUGGAUCGCAUGCUGCUCUCUGCGGGACCUGUGCCUUACUCGUGGACUACGUGCUCACUUAUGACCCUGAGCUGGCGCUGCUGAUCAUGGUGAUAAAUAAGCUUCAUUUUCUUGGCGGCUUGUCCUUGCUGCCCAUUGGGGACGCCCGGCCCCUGCGCCUAAAUCACGCCCAGGGCCAGGCCGUCAACGCUGCCGCUCGUGGCGCCCUCACUCGACGGUACUCGAAAGUCCCAGCGCCACACUCAAGGGCAUCGUUGGUUCCUGAUUCUUCAAAAAAGAGCCAACCCGAGCGUGACCCCCCAACGUUGGCCAACAACGAAGUAGACGAGAGCAAUACCCAAGACGACGUGCUGUAUGCACUCACAGCGGUCAUGGGCACCUAUGUCGGGUCCGCUUCCUCACCGCUUCAUGCUCAGCACGGCUCAGUCGCCGGCCCAUCCAACUUGACGCCAGCAGAAAAUCUGAGCGACACUCAAGCUGCUGUACAGGAUGCAUUAGACGUGCUUCAUGAACGCGAGGACGCGCGCCGAGCAGCGGCGCCUCAGACGGCCCAGCCCUGCCGUGGCAACUAUCUCAGCAACAAGAAACCAAUCAUCUCUGCGUCUCACACUGGGUACAACGAGCCAACACGUCCACUCCCGGACCCGCAGCAAUGGCCUCGCUUCCCGGUGAUAAACGGUGAUAUGUACCAGAUGCUUUCAACCGCCAAUCACUCAGGAUGUUGA
Messenger RNA from Monosiga brevicollis MX1, 741 nucleotides. RefSeq lists its product as uncharacterized. Lineage: Eukaryota; Choanoflagellata; Craspedida; Salpingoecidae. The transcript is spliced from 2 exons. The record is from RefSeq and is a predicted model, not a curated record. The coding region runs from base 1 to 741 and encodes 246 amino acids.